Balearica regulorum gibbericeps (East African grey crowned-crane) is the source of this 729-nucleotide messenger RNA. RefSeq names its product carboxymethylenebutenolidase homolog. Lineage: Eukaryota; Metazoa; Chordata; Aves; Gruiformes; Gruidae. Gene Ontology annotation, molecular function: hydrolase activity. The record is from RefSeq and is a predicted model, not a curated record.
AUGGCUGAGCCUUUCCUAUACGAUACUGGAAAAAGAUCUCAGUAUGGGUGCCUUGGACAUGAAGUACAAAUUGAGCACAUCAAGGCAUAUGUUUGUAGACCAUCCUUUUUCACAGACAAAGCUGUGAUUGUGAUUCACGAUAUAUUUGGAUGGCUGUUCCCAGACAUCAGAUACAUAGUCGAUUUGAUUGCCAGUCAUGGAUACAUAACCAUCUGCCCAGACUUCUUCAAGGGGACAGAGCCCUGGAAAACUACUGAUCACUGGGCUGACUUUGCUGACUGGAUGAAAGAUCAUGAUCCUAUGAAAGUAGACAAGGAAGCUGAUGUUGUCUUGAAGUAUCUAAAGGAACAAUGCGAUGCAAAGAAGAUUGGUAUCGUUGGGUUUUCCUGGGGUGGAAUGGCAGUACAUCACUUGAUGCUGAAAAAUCCUCAAUUAACCGCUGGGGUGUCCCUCUAUGGAAUAAUUAGGGACUCUGAAGAAAGAUACGAUUUACUAAAUCCCACGUUUUUCAUUUUUGGUGAGAAAGACCACACUAUUUCUUAUGAUCAGAUCACUUUACUGGAGGAGAAGUUGAAACAGUAUUGUAAAGUUGCAUAUAAAAUUAAAGUUUAUCCUGGACAAGUUCAUGGAUUUGCACAGUUGAAGCCAGAAGAUAUGAAACCUGAUGAUAAACCUUACAUUGAAGAAGCUAGAAAGGAUAUGAUUGAUUGGAUCAAAAUAUUUAUUUGA